AUGACCCGCCCGGAUCUUACGUGCAUUCAUGAACCUUUUGGCGACGCCUUCUACUAUGGUCCAGAGCGCCUCAGCUCUCGCUUCGAGAACGACGAGAGAGCUAGGAUCGACAGUGGUUUCAGCGAAUCGACUUACCAAACUGUGAUCGAUAGGAUCCACAGCGAAGAGUCUGAGGGAGUACGACUUUUCAUCAAGGAUAUCAUCCACUAUCUGUUUCCACCUGAUGGUGCCACUGCAGAUAUAGCGCCCACGCUGGCCACCAAAAGACGCGGGGUGGGUACCUCAGAGCCUCAUCUUAACGGAGCUUUGUCCAAUAAGGACAAAGUCUUCACCGCCACUGAAAAAGGAAAUCCAACCGUUCUACCUACAGAAUUGCUGGACAAAUUCCAUUUCACUUUCCUCAUUCGCCAUCCUAGGAGCAGCAUACCGUCUUACUAUCGCUGCACUAUUCCUCCGUUGGAUGAAGUUACUGGCUUCCGAAAUUUCAUGCCAUCAGAAGCAGGGAUUGAGGAGCUGCGUCGGGCAUUCGACUAUUUGCGUUCAGUGGGCCAGAUUGGACCGGCAACUGUGAAUGACAAGAUCAACAAGACCGAAAGUGAUCACCGUGAAAACGGAUAUAUUGCAGGUAGCGCUCGGUCAACUAGCGUGGAGAUUUGCGUCGUCGAUGCUGAUGAUCUCCUCGAUGACCCGGCCGGCAUUGUGAAAACGUACUGCAAGAGCGUCGGUCUCAAAUUCGAUCCGAACAUGCUCAACUGGGACACAGCAGAAAAGCAGGAAUUAGCUCGGGCCAAGUUUGAAAAGUGGAAGGGGUUUCACGAAGAUGCAAUUGAAAGUUGUGGUCUGAAACCAAGAACUCACGGGCGCAAAGAAAAGUCCGAAGCUGAAGAAGAUGCUGAGUGGGCGGAAAGAUUUGGCCCAGAUGGUGCAAAGGUCAUUCGCGAUACGGUCAAUGCAAAUAUCAAGGAUUAUGAGUACUUGAAGCGAUUUGCUCUGAAGCCAAGCUCUGUGUGA
Messenger RNA from Bacidia gigantensis, 1011 nucleotides. RefSeq lists its product as uncharacterized. The transcript is spliced from 3 exons. The record is from RefSeq and is a predicted model, not a curated record. The coding region runs from base 1 to 1011 and encodes 336 amino acids. Lineage: Eukaryota; Fungi; Ascomycota; Lecanoromycetes; Lecanorales; Ramalinaceae.